GUGUCCUUUGAAGAAUUGAAGACCUUUCUUAGCGCCAUUUUGUUGCUUAAUAUUAAUUUAUAUUUUCCUCGGUUUUUACGUAGCAUUUAAACAUUGUAAUAAACACUUCUGUUGUGAAAUUACUUCUUCUAUUCAAUGAUGAUGGAUAAUCAGAUGGAAAAGGAACGGGAUCGUUCGAAGCGCGGCGACCGGCCUUCCAGGUUCUCCGACGCCACAAGAGAUCGGUCGAAUGACCGAGGCGACAGGUCCGAAGGGAAAAGGUUAUUCGUAUCGAACAUUCCUUACGAGUUCCGGUGGACUGAGCUGAAAGACUUGUUCAAAGAAAAGGUUGGAGAUGUAGCAUUUGUAGAAUUGUUCAAUGAUGAAAACGGGAAGCCAAGAGGCUGUGGUAUUGUGGAGUUUACAAACACAGAAGCUACAAAGAAAGCUCUACAUGUUAUGCAUAGAUAUCAGCUUGGUGGAAGGAAAUUAGUUUUGAAAGAAGUAACUGGAAAUGAAAAAAUGAAGUUCCACCAGCCAAGAACGGGUGGUGCUGGCGGUGGUGGUAACAGGAACAUGAGAGAUGAGAAAGAUAUGGGGUGGAAUAUGAACAAACCAAGAGAACCAGAGAACUUCAAUACCUAUGGACUAAGUCUUGCAUUUUUAGAAUCUAUCAAUGUCCAGCCUCCACUUGUGAAUAAGGUGUUUGUGGCUAAUCUUGAUUACAAAGCAGAUAGAGCCAAAAUAAAGGAGGUGUUCAAAAUGGCGGGAAAGAUUCACCAUGUCGACUUGGCAGUGGACAAAGACGGAAACAGCAGAGGGUUUGCUGUGAUAGAGUAUGAUCAUCCGGUAGAAGCUGUACAGGCAAUCUCUAUGUUUGACAAACAAAUGCUGUACGAACGUAGAAUGACUGUCCGCAUGGAUAGAGGUAGCUCAGACAAGUUCGAAUUAAGACUUCCAGAUGGAUUAAAGAGUAUUGGUGUAGGAUUGGGCCCCAACGGUGAACCUUUGAGAGAUGUGGCUAGGAAUUUACCACAAAACACAACACCGAAUAACAUUAAUCUCGCAAAUACCGCUCCAUCGUUAGGCGCUGGUGUUUUAGGAGCGAUGCCUACAGCGAGUGUCGCUCUCAAUGGACUGGGCACCACUUUAGCAGCUAACCCACUAGCCGCUAACACAGGUCUUACCGGAAAUUUGGGACUACAGGCUCUUGGCUUGAGCAGCUUAGGAGCGUUACAGAAUCAACUGUUGCAACAAGGCCUGACUGCUAACGAUCUUGCGACAAUGCUCACACAAGCUCAGGCGGCCAACGUUACAUCAAAUAAUCUAUCUCUAAACACCAAUGACUUGAGCUCAUCUGUGCUCGGCAACAGUGGAAUGGGCAAUAAUGUUAUGGGCAGCUCAUCAAUGAACAACAUGAAUAGUGGACCCCUCUCAAAUUCUAACCGUUCAAUGGGUGGUGCGCUGUCGAACCAGUCUUAUGGCCGCGAGCAAGCCGUCCCACCUAGUUCUAGGGAUAAACCAUCAGACAUGGUCAUAAUUACCAAUUUGCCUUCGACUGUGACUUGGCAGUUGAUUCGCGAGAAGUUCAGUGAGUGCGGAGACGUGAAGUAUGCGGAAGUGACUGCCCCGGACACCGCAGUGGUACGCUUCCACAAGGAGUGGGACGCGGAACGAGCUAUCAAAAUGUUUGACAGGACUCGUAUUGACGGCAGAACUAUCGACGUGCGCUAUUUCUAAGGAUAUGAUGUGGAUUGUAUCGAAGUCGGUUUUGGUCGGAAGCUAUUCAUCGUAUUUGUCACAGCUGCUGCGUAACGUAUUUUUAAUAUCGUCCUUCUUUGACUUAUAACUUUGAUAUGUAUUAGGUUAGGAUUAAUAUAAAUUAAGUUUUUGAUUCACCGUCGGUAAAAUAUUCUGUAUCCACUAGGUAGUGCAGCGUAGAAUGUUGGAAGUUCAAAUCUUCUUAAUACCGGUCUUCUUUUCUCAUUUUUAUGUUAUUGCUAGACGUUUUCCGUACCAGUACAUAGAAAGAGAUUUUUUAUGACGUGGAUUAUUCGCAGGUGUUAAAGAAUGUAGAGACACAUUUUAUGCUAAUAUUAUCUGAAUAAAUAUGAAUAAAGUAAUAUGAAGUGAGUUUGGCGUA
Molecule: messenger RNA, 2122 nt
Organism: Aricia agestis (brown argus)
Lineage: Eukaryota; Metazoa; Arthropoda; Insecta; Lepidoptera; Lycaenidae
Gene: rump
Product: myelin expression factor 2-like
Exons: 12
Coding region: 136-1719 (527 amino acids)
Cellular component (GO): nucleus; cytoplasm
Molecular function (GO): mRNA binding
Source: RefSeq, a predicted model, not a curated record